AUGGCAUCAUCACUCAAAGACGAGAAGAUCAGUCAAGCAUGUAUCGCCAGCUUGGAGGACUUGCUAAAAAGCGAGGAGAACAAGCAAUGUGCUGAUUGUAACACUAAGGCUCCACGAUGGGCAUCCACCAACCUUGGCAUCUUCAUUUGUAUGAGAUGUUCGGGUAUUCACAGAUCGCUUGGCGUUCACAUCUCAAAGGUCAGAUCAGUUUCAUUGGACAAGUGGACACCUGAACUACUUGAGAACAUGAAGAACAUGGGCAACAAGAAGUCAAACCAAAUAUACGAGGAGUACUUGCCACCUGGAAUCAGGAAGCCAGAUUCUGGCUCUGACUCUCAUGCACUUGAGCAUUAUAUCAGAGCAAAGUAUGAGAGGAAGGAGUUCACCAGACAGGAUGGUGCAUCCACUUCACGUCCAAUCACAAGAAGGGGUGGAGGUGGUGGCUUCAGUGAGACUACCACCAGGAACUACAAUGAGCAGUACAACAGGAACAACCCACAGCGCUCAAACAGCAGCCACAGCAGCCACAGCAGCCACAGCAGCCACAGCAACCAUAAUGAAACCGACAAUGACUUCAUCUACCAUGAGAGUCGAGGUACCUACAGCAACAGCAACAACAAUCAUAGUUCAUCCUAUGACAACAAUUACUCCAAUGGUGGUAGCAGCAGGGGUGGCAACAACAACUACAAUGGUGGCAGCAGCAACAACAGGAGCAACACUCACAGCAACCAAAACUAUAACAACGAUUUCGAUGAUGAGGGAUACUCUGCACCACCAUCAAGAAGCAACAACAACUACAACAGCAACAACAACAACAGAGGUGGCUCAAACAACAACAGCUCAAACCAAAGGGGCAACAACUAUAAUAACAAUACCAACAACAGCCCAAGCCAUCACCAAAACACCAACACCAACAACAACAGAAACAACACCAGUGUGCCUUCUGUACCAAAGCCCACCGCCUCUCUGAUGGACGACCAAUUCGAGUGGCACUCUGCUCCACAAUCUGGCAAGAAGUCGUUGAUCGAUGAUGACUUUAAUCCAUCACCAGUGCAAGCAAAGCCAGCAAUCAACUUUGAUCCUUUGGCUGAGUUUUCGUCAAACUUUGGAGACACCAAUGCACCACGCACUGGUGGCAUGAACAACGGCGGUGGCAUGAUGAACAACGGUGGUGGAAUGAUGAACAACCCAGGAAUGAAUAACGGAGGAAUGAUGAACAAUGGAGGCAUGAUGAACAACGGUGGUGGAAUGAUGAACAAUGGUGGCAUGAUGAACAAUGGAGGCAUGAUGAACAACGGUGGUGGUAUGAUGCCAAUGAACAACGGCGGUAUGAUGAACAACGGUAUGAUGCCAAUGAACAAUGGCAUGAUGCCAAUGAACAAUGGAGGCAUGAUGAACAACGGUAUGAUGCCAAUGAACAACGGAAUGAUGCCUAUGAACAAUGGAAUGAUGCCAAUGCAAGGUGGAAUGAUGCCCAUGCAAGGUGGCAUGAUGCCAAUGAACGGAGGAAUGAUGCCAAUGAACGGUGGCAUGCCGAUGAACAACACCUUCAACGCAUUCCUUCCUCCAGCCGGAGGCAGCAACGUCAUGGGUGGAGGUGCCUAUGGCAACAGUUCAUUCUCUGGUAUGAACGCCAAUACCAACGCCAACGCCAACGCACCAAAGCAAAACAGUCAGUUUGCUUCAUUGGACUCCAAGAUGUUCUCCAACCCAGUCAAGCCAGCUGCUUCGGCCGCCAAGCCAUUUGCUCCAAACAACAACGUAGCCAGUCCUGUCAACAACAACAACAACAACAAUAACCUCAAUGACUUGUUCUUCUAA
Messenger RNA from Acytostelium subglobosum LB1, 1821 nucleotides. RefSeq lists its product as hypothetical. The transcript is spliced from 4 exons. The coding region runs from base 1 to 1821 and encodes 606 amino acids. The record is from RefSeq and is a predicted model, not a curated record. Lineage: Eukaryota; Evosea; Eumycetozoa; Acytosteliales; Acytosteliaceae. Gene Ontology annotation, molecular function: GTPase activator activity.